AUGGAGAAUGGCAUUAACACCCUGAUGUCUGAGAAGAGCAAUGAUGUGCUAAACUUACCUUCCCCACAACCAUCCUCUCAUUAUGUACCUGUCAAGCUGGAAGAGUACGAAACCUCAGGCCUCAGUAUCAAGAAGCUCCUCAAGAAAGCCAAAGAGAGUUGGAGGUGUGACCAACAAAGUAUCAUCAGCUUCUUUGUCAAGCUGUUUCCUGUAGUAGAGUGGCUUCCUCGUUACAAUGUCAAGGAGCAACUGCUUGGGGACAUCAUCUCUGGCUUAUUGGUUGGAAUAGUUGCCAUCCCACAGUCAAUCUCCUACGCCAUCCUAGCAAGCCAGGAUCCUAUUUACGGGCUGUACACCAAUUUCUUCUGUGCUGUCAUUUACUUCGCGUUGGCUACCUCACACCAUAAUUGUGUUGGGUCCUUCGGAGUCCUCUGCCUCAUGAUUGGGGAAUCAGUAAACCGGCAGCUGAAGUUGGCUGGAUACGAGUCAGACACGGGGAUUGACUUGUUGGCAAAUGCCACAUUAAAUGGGACCGUGACUUGUGACAAAGGAUGUUAUGCCAUCACUGUGGCAACCGCUCUCACGUUUUUGGUUGGGCUUUACCAGAUACUUCUGGCGGUCUUGCAGCUGGGUUUUCUAUCCAUAUAUCUUUCAGAGCCUCUACUGAGUGGCUUUGUGACUGGAUCCUCCCUUACCAUCCUCACUUCCCAAAUGAAUCUUUUACUGGGACUGAAAAUCCCUCGCCAUGAUGGAGUUGGCUCUCUUAUCUUAACGUGGGUGGACAUCUUCAGAUACAUUGGCAAGACCAACAUCUGUGACCUAGUUACCAGCCUGGUUUCUUUGGUCCUCAUCGUGCCAGUAAAGGAGAUCAACAACUACUAUAAGGACAAAAUGAAGGCUCCAUUUCCCGUGGAACUCCUGGUGGUCAUUGCAGCUACUCUGGUGUCCCAUUUCUGUAACUUCAAUGCCAGAUACAAAUCUAAAAUCUGCGGCAACAUCCCCACUGGCUUCAUGCAACCUACUGUUCCGGAUCUAAACCUUUUGUCAAGUCUGGCACUUGAUGCUUUACCCAUUGCCAUAAUUGGUUUUGCAAUGACUGUCUCACUGGCAGAAAUAUUUGGCAAGAAGCAUGGCUACCCUGUCCGGGCCAACCAAGAGAUGAUUGCCAUUGGCAUGGGGAAUCUGAUUCCAUCUUUCUUCUACUGCUUCGCUAGCUGUGCAGCCUUGACAAAGACCUUGCUGAAGGAAUCCACGGGAUGUCAUACCCAGAUAUCAAGCUUGAUAUCUUCAUUUGUGUUGCUCCUGGUGCUGUUGUGGAUUGCCCCACUCUUCUAUUCACUGCAAACCUGUAUCUUGGGGGUGGUUACCAUUGUUAACCUCAGGGGGGCCUUGCGGAAAUUUGCUGACACUCCCAAGAUGUGGCGGAUCAGCAAGAUAGACACUGUGGUCUGGUGGGUCACCAUGCUCUCCUCAUCGCUCAUCACUACAGAGCUGGGCCUUCUGAUAGGGGUCUGCUUUGCUCUCCUGUGCAUCAUCUUCCGUACCCAGAGACCCCGAGCCACCCUUCUAGGAAAGGUGAAUGACUCAGAAAUCUAUGAGGACCAGUUCACUUACAAGAAGAUCAGCAGUAUUGAGAACAUUAAGAUCUUCCGCUUUGAUACCUCCCUUUACUAUGCAAACAAGGACUAUUUCAAAAGCUCACUCUUCAAGAAAACAGGAGUAAAUCCUUCACUGGUUGCUGCUUUACAGCAAAAAGCUGAAGCAAAAGCAAAAGCGGUCACCAAGAAAGGAGCCACCAAGGCUUCAGCAGAUGUUCCCCUUCCUACCCUAGACAUGCACAGCUUGAUCAUUGACUGUGGUGCCAUGCAGUUUCUGGACAGUGUGGGCCUUAGUGUGCUGAAGGAGACCCGCCAGGACUAUAAGAAGAUCGGCAUCCAGGUCCUGUUGGCCAAUUGCAACCCAUCAAUCCGGCACCUACUCCAGGCAGGUGGCUGGCUCACUGGGAUGGAAGAUUCAGAGCUGCUGUCUUUCCACAGUAUACAUGCUGCAGUGCAAUUUGCUGAGAAAUGGCCCCAAGCUCAGCAGAUGGAGAACGAAGUGACAAGGGAUGCUUUUCUCAGUGCAGAAGCCCAGGAUAUCUCAACAGGGGCAAGCCUGGAGAGGCCACUGUAG
This is a messenger RNA of Elgaria multicarinata webbii, 2172 nucleotides long. RefSeq names its product sulfate transporter-like. Gene Ontology annotation, cellular component: plasma membrane. Lineage: Eukaryota; Metazoa; Chordata; Lepidosauria; Squamata; Anguidae. Gene Ontology annotation, molecular function: oxalate transmembrane transporter activity; chloride transmembrane transporter activity; bicarbonate transmembrane transporter activity. The transcript has 3 exons. Gene Ontology annotation, biological process: transmembrane transport. Bases 1 to 2172 code for a protein of 723 amino acids. The record is from RefSeq and is a predicted model, not a curated record.